Molecule: messenger RNA, 3881 nt
Organism: Lepus europaeus (European hare)
Lineage: Eukaryota; Metazoa; Chordata; Mammalia; Lagomorpha; Leporidae
Gene: BRAP
Product: BRCA1 associated protein
Exons: 12
Coding region: 109-1875 (588 amino acids)
Biological process (GO): Ras protein signal transduction; protein ubiquitination
Cellular component (GO): cytoplasm
Molecular function (GO): nucleic acid binding; ubiquitin protein ligase activity; zinc ion binding
Source: RefSeq, a predicted model, not a curated record
GGCGCUCAGGCGGUGGCGGCGCUGCUGGCCCCGGGCCACUCGGCUUCUCGGCUCGCUUCCCAGCCUCUCCUGAGCCCGCCGGGGCCCGCGCCGGCCAGCGCCUGCCCUAUGAGUGUGUCACUGGUUGUCAUCCGACUCGAGCUCGCGGAACACUCGCCGGUCCCCGCCGGCUUCGGCUUCAGCGCCGCCGCUGGGGAAAUGUCUGAUGAGGAGAUCAAAAAGAAGACACUCGCUUCCGCAGUGGCCUGUUUAGAAGGAAAGUCCCCCGGGGAGAAAGCUGCAGUCAUCCAUCAGCACCUCGGCCGUCGAGAAAUGACGGAUGUGAUCAUUGAAACCAUGAAGUCCAACCCAGGUGAACCCAAGGAUGCCGUGGAACAAAGGAAGUCUGCAGAAGCAUCUCCCUCUGCCCAGAAAAGCAAAGACUGCAUGACUGCCACUCCUGACUCCCCAUCCAAACAGCUUCCAGACCAGAUAUCGUUCUUCAGCGGAAACCCUUCAGUUGAAAUAGUCCAUGGUAUCAUGCACCUGUACAAGACAAACAAGAUGACCUCCUUAAAAGAAGAUGUGAGGCGCAGUGCCAUGCUUUGUAUUCUCACAGUCCCUGCUACGAUGACCAGCCAUGACCUCAUGAAGUUUGUCGCCCCCUUUAAUGAAGUAAUUGAACAAAUGAAAAUCAUCAGAGACUCUACUCCAAAUCAGUACAUGGUGCUGAUAAAGUUUAGUGCACAGACGGAUGCCGAUAGUUUUUAUAUGGCAUGCAAUGGCCGCCAGUUCAACUCCAUAGAAGACGACAUUUGCCAGCUGGUGUACGUGGAGAGGGCGGAAGUGCUGAAAUCGGAAGAGGGCGCCAGCCUCCCAGUGAUGGACCUGACUGAGCUCCCCAAGUGCACAGUGUGUCUGGAGCGCAUGGACGAGUCUGUGAAUGGCAUCCUCACCACGUUAUGUAACCACAGCUUCCACAGCCAGUGUCUGCAGCGCUGGGACGACACAACGUGUCCCGUGUGCCGGUACUGUCAGACGCCAGAGCCAGUAGAAGAAAACAAGUGUUUUGAGUGUGGUGUUCAAGAAAACCUUUGGAUUUGUUUGAUAUGUGGCCACAUCGGAUGUGGACGGUAUGUCAGUCGACAUGCUUACAAGCACUUUGAGGAGACACAGCACACGUAUGCCAUGCAGCUCACCAACCACCGAGUCUGGGACUACGCUGGAGAUAAUUACGUCCACCGACUGGUUGCAAGUAAAACAGAUGGGAAAAUAGUCCAGUAUGAGUGUGAGGGCGAUACUUGCCAGGAAGAGAAAAUAGAUGCCUUACAGUUAGAGUAUUCAUAUUUACUAACAAGUCAGCUGGAAUCUCAGCGAAUCUACUGGGAGAACAAGAUAGUUCGGAUGGAGAAGGACACAGCAGAGGAAAUUAACAACAUGAAGGCCAAGUUUAAAGAAACGAUCGAGAAAUGCGAUAACCUGGAACAGAGGCUGAGUGAUCUCCUGAAGGAGAAGCAGUCUGUGGAACGCAAGUGCACUCAGCUAAACACAAAAGUGGCCAAACUCACAACUGAACUUAAAGAGGAGCAGGAAAUGAACAAAUGUUUGCGAGCCAACCAGGUCCUCCUGCAGAACAAGCUGAAGGAGGAGGAGAGGGUGUUGAAGGAGACCUGUGACCAAAAAGAUUUGCAGAUAACAGAGAUCCAGGAGCAGCUGCGCGAUGUCAUGUUCUACCUGGAGGCGCAGCAGAAGAUCAACCACCUGCCUGUUGAGGCACGCCAGGAAAUCCAGGAGGGACAGAUCAACAUCCCCGUGGCUGCUGCCUCCAGCCCCUCCUCCUCAGGGGGCCCUGGGAAGCUGCCCUCCAGGAAGGGCCGUAGCAAGAGAGGCAAGUGACCCUCCGAGAGACAGACCUCCUGAGACUGGGGUGUGCCGGGACCCUCAGCUCCCUGUGCGGGUGGGCCCUAAUAAGUGCAAGUGAGGAUCUCGCCACAGUUGUUCGGCUUUUUCAUUUGCUAGCGUGCGGUGUAUUGAAUGUAGAGGGUGCCGACUGGGAGAGCUGAUGGAAAGUUGAAUAGUUCACUAACCUCAGACGUUCUGAUGACCACUUUGCCUUCCUGCUUGGUAGAUGUCCCAACUCUGCUGUUCAUUUUUCUCUUGUAUUUAUUGAGUUGGUAUUCUUGACAUGCAGUUCUGCAGUUCUGGGGUAGGUUUAAGACAUUAAAGGUUUUUUCUUUUUUUUUUUUUUUGUAACCUCAAAGGUAUUGUUACCUAGCACUAAAGCACCACACCUCCCUGAGGUGGCCACAGCUGUUUUGAAGGUGGUUCCCAUUGGCUACGGAGAAGUUAGGAAAAUUCCCUGCCCUUAGUCUCCUGUCAUUGUCAUCCCUCCCUCCCUUCCUCCCUCUGGGGAGUUAAAGAAUUGUUUGAAUGUUGGAUGAAAAGAGACUGGGGUUGUAAAGCUCGCACUGGCCUGUGGCCAGCAGCCAUCCUUCUUGCUCUCAGGCUAGCCAGAAAGCACAAAUCACUGGGGGCCGACUGAGUAGACCCCGUGUCAGAAAAAAUGGUGGCAGUUGCACUUUGUUUACUUCUGGUGACCCCACACAUCAUUAUGAACCUCAGAUAAGAAAGGAGGCUUCAUGGCUGCUCCAACACUCAGAUCUGAGUGGAUUUCCUAGCAUCUAGCAACAAGAAGCAGGGAGAUUUACCAUCUCUGUGGAAAUGGAGGAGGCCUCUGACGAGCUAAUUAUGCAUUUUGCUGGGAUCAGUGUUUUCUGAAUGUUUACAGAAGAUUAGGCUGCAGGUUCAGGUUGCAGCUAGAGGGAGCUUGGGCAGAUUGCAUUUAUGCUUUCACGGUAGAGCCAAAGGCUGAUUCUGAAUCCUACCAUGGGGAUUUCCGCAGAGCCCCCUGCACAGCAGUCAUGCGCUGCUUCUCUGGGCCAGCAGAGGCUGGGUCCUUUCUCCAGAGCCAUAAUCAUCCAGCAAUCCGUAACUUACAGAAAUGGAGCCAAUCAGUCCAGGCCCUUGUUGGAAGUUAGCUUCUAGGUGAGGUGGCUGGAUAGGUUAACAAGAUGAACCAUUAAAUGAUGGGUUUUGUUUUCUGCUUUAUAAUUAGCCAAAGGUUUCCAGUGACCGCAUUUCAGAAGUGUUUAGCCUGUGAGCAGGCCUCGUCCCCUUUGAUGUCCUGUGUGUCUUACAUGUUACUUGUUAAUGCACCAGCUGGAUCCCCAGUGCCAUCCAUCUCUAUGGGACUUGCUGCAGCAUUUCCCCAAAAAUGUUCCCUGUAACUUUGCAGAAUGAAUGUACUCGGAUGUUCCUAACCUUCGCUAGGGCACACCAAUCCGCAAGUCCUCCUGGGGCUUGAUCACAGCUGUCCUAGAGCAGGAGAGGGGAUGUAAAGCAGACCCUAACUCUCCUGCCUAUAGAGAUUCUAUUUUAUUUAAAUCUAUUUUUACACUAGUUAGAACCCUGCUGCUUUGGCCGAGGGCGUGUCUUGCACGUGUGACCUUGAGGAAUUGCAGCACGCUAAGGAAGAGAAUUAGAAGCCGUUUACAAAGCACACGCUCAUUUCUCUGAUUGCUCCCAUCAAGCAGCCCCACCACCAGCUGGGAAACGGAGCCUUUUGGCACAGGUGGGAUAGAGCUCCCAAAGGCCGUGCCCAGAGCAGUGCGCAGAUCAGCAAAGGUUUCCAGAUUAGUUGAAGGUUUCAGAAUGUUCCAGAAAAAAAGAAAAAUCUUAACAAAAUGUGUAAAGAAAGUGUUUUUUAAGAAGGGCCAAAGAGUCAUGUUUAAAUUUGACACAGUAACAUAAGAUAGAAGCCGUUAGUGUUCUCUUCAAGAAGUGAACCAGUUAAUACACCCCUAUGACCUUGAACAAUGACAUUGCAUUAAAAUUACCAAACU